Messenger RNA from Alexandromys fortis (reed vole), 759 nucleotides. RefSeq names its product endothelial differentiation related factor 1 (gene Edf1). The transcript has 5 exons. Gene Ontology annotation, cellular component: nucleus. The record is from RefSeq and is a predicted model, not a curated record. Gene Ontology annotation, molecular function: DNA binding. Bases 8 to 589 code for a protein of 193 amino acids. Lineage: Eukaryota; Metazoa; Chordata; Mammalia; Rodentia; Cricetidae.
CCGACCAAUGGGAGCCAGGGGCGGGACCGCGGCACAAGCGCCGGAAGCGGGGAGGCGACGAAGGCACGUCGCGUCGCCGCGCCGGGUCUCGAGCAGCUGCCAGAGCCAGAGCCGCCGGACGGACCGCCGCCCCCGCCGCGCCAUGGCCGAGAGCGACUGGGACACCGUGACGGUGCUGCGCAAGAAGGGCCCCACGGCCGCACAGGCCAAGUCGAAGCAGGCCAUCUUAGCAGCUCAGAGACGAGGAGAAGAUGUGGAGACAUCCAAGAAAUGGGCUGCUGGCCAGAACAAGCAGCAUUCCAUCACUAAGAACACGGCCAAGCUAGACCGGGAGACAGAGGAGCUGCAUCACGACAGGGUGACCCUGGAGGUGGGCAAAGUGAUUCAGCGGGGCCGGCAGAGCAAGGGCCUGACGCAGAAGGACCUGGCCACGAAAAUCAAUGAAAAGCCGCAAGUCAUCGCAGACUAUGAAAGUGGACGGGCCAUUCCGAAUAACCAGGUUUUGGGCAAAAUUGAGAGAGCCAUCGGCCUCAAGCUCCGGGGGAAGGACAUCGGGAAGCCUAUCGAGAAGGGGCCGAAGGCGAAAUGAACACAAAGCCUCGAAGCCAGUGGUUCCGGCUGAGCUCUUCUGGCUGGUCCCCCAGGACCACCAGCACUGCCGUGGGUCUCCUCACAUGGUUAAACGGAACACGGGGGUCAGGCCUGUGUGCCCCCUCAACCCAUACCUGCUGUCAAACAAAGCAAAACCUUGCAAAGUGA